AUGACUCGCGAUGCCAUCGCGCAGGAUGCUUCUUUCGCCAUGGCCACGGUCUCAGAACGCCCUGUCGCGCGCCCAACACCACCUGCACCAUCCCCAAAGGUAGUUCCAGCUCCCGCGGUAGCGCCCACAUGGAAUACUCGGGAUCUGGGCUUGCGACUCGGCGUCGAUGUCGUGAGUGCAGCUUCGGCUGGCGCGCUGACAUGUCCGCUUAUUACGAUUAUUGAUCGUGCCAUUAUUGAAAAAGCAUCCAAAGGCUUCCCCAUCCGCCAAACAAUCACCAACUGUCUCAAGUCCAUGAUCGCAAAACCAACCGGCUUUUUCUUCAGCACACCCUUCCUCCUCAUUUACACACUGUACACCUCCACAUAUCUCACCGCAAAUGCAAUCGACACUGUUACAUCCACUCUCCGCAAUCAAUCCUAUUCCACCGUGACUCCAGGCCCGGCCAAAUUCAUCUCCACGACAGCCGUCAAUAUGGCCAUCUGCGUAUACAAGGAUGCGCGCUUCGCAAAGAUCUUCGGUGCUUCACCUCCUCCAACACAAUCCUCACCACAACCAAAAGCGCAUUCUACCCCGUCGAUCUCACGCACCUCGCUUCGCCCGCCGAUGCCCUUACAACCGAUUGCCGCGCCUACAAUCCCCAAAGUCUCAUAUUCACUCUUCUGUCUCCGCGAUAGCGUCACAAUCUUCGCCUCCUUCAACGUUCCCGCACUCAUCGCACCUUCAAUACCCGACUUUAUUGCGUCUACACCUAGUAUGAAGGCUGCUACGGCGCAAUUCGCUUGCCCGGCCCUUAUGCAAUUCUUCAGCACGCCGAUGCACCUGCUCGGUCUGGAUUUGUACAACAGACAGCCUCCCGGCGGUCUGCCAUGGACGGAUCGUGUGGCUCGUAUCCGCAGAGACUACAUUUCCAGCAGUUUUGCGCGCAUGGGUAAGAUUGUGCCUGCGUAUGGUGUUGGUGGUGUUGUCAAUGUUCGGAUGAGAGCUACUCUUAUGGAGCGGCUUGAGAAGAAGAUCGAAUGA
Messenger RNA from Penicillium cataractarum, 1023 nucleotides. RefSeq lists its product as uncharacterized. The coding region runs from base 1 to 1023 and encodes 340 amino acids. The transcript is spliced from 2 exons. Lineage: Eukaryota; Fungi; Ascomycota; Eurotiomycetes; Eurotiales; Aspergillaceae. The record is from RefSeq and is a predicted model, not a curated record. Gene Ontology annotation, cellular component: mitochondrion.